AUGACAAUAAACUUUAUUGAUUUUGGAAGUUUAGAUCUCUAUGAGAAAGAACAAGUGGUGGCCGGUGAUACGGAAAUAAGCAAUUUAUUAAAGAGUUUGGGUUGCAUAAAGUUUGAAAAAGAGCCCAAAAGUUCUACGGAUGGUGUGGUUUCAUUCCUAGAUCAGCAAUUGAAGCUAAACACUGUACAAGAUGUUUAUCCCGUUGUUCGACGUAUUGAACAGCAAGAAUGUAUGCGCGUACUUGAAUUGCGUGGUAACACUCUUGGUAUCGAAUCAGGGAAACGAAUUGCUCAAGCGAUUGAACGCCACCCUGAAUUGCAGAGGUGUUUAUGGAGCGAUCUGUUCACUGGAAGAUUAAAAAAUGAAAUACCACCAAUUUUGAAAUCACUGUGCACCGCUAUGAUCUCGGCUAAUUGUCACAUAACCGAGUUGGAUCUUUCAGACAACGCAUUUGGCCCUAUCGGAGUUGAAGGAAUUCGAGAGUUCCUUAUAUCACCCGCUGCGUUUUCAUUAGAAGUGCUAAAAUUGAAUAACAAUGGUCUAGGAAGUGGUGGCAAGGUGAUUGCUGAAUGUCUAUCGGAAUGCCAUAGCAGGUCUAUCAAAGUUGGUCGACCGCUGCAACUAAAAACCUUCAUAGCAGGUCGAAAUCGCUUAGAAGUACAAGGAGCAAAAGCAUUUGCAGCAACUUUUACUAAAAUUGGAACAUUGGAGGAAUUAGUUAUGCCACAGAAUGGGAUCACUGUUGACGGAAUCGAAGCAUUGGCCAUGUGUUUCACUUCGAACUCGAACCUUCGUAUAGUGAAUUUAAAUGACAAUACAGCUACAGAACGAGGCAGUGAUGCUAUUGCUAAAGCGCUUCCUUCUAUGUCGAAACUUGAAGUGCUCAAUCUUGGUGACUGCUUGUGUCGUGAUCAAGGUUGCCAUUCCAUUGUCGACAGUCUUUCGCCGACAAUACACAAAAGUUUAAAAGAAGUGGAUUUGUCGGGCUCAGAACUGAGUGGUGCUGCUGCUAUGCAGAUCAUUGAAAAGUGGAGGAAGUUCAAUACUACGACGCACUUGAAUGUUUCGUCAAAUAACUUUGGGCAAGCUUUCAAUCUUGUUCGUGAAAUGGCUGCUGCAAAUGUGGCUGUUGGUGUUUCGGAGUGA
Molecule: messenger RNA, 1146 nt
Organism: Angiostrongylus costaricensis
Lineage: Eukaryota; Metazoa; Nematoda; Chromadorea; Rhabditida; Metastrongylidae
Source: the annotation of a GenBank genome assembly